ACAUGUGAUGGCCACACGGUGAUGUGAGGAUGAGAGUGGUACCAUCCCACCACCCGUACAGGACGUCCAGUCAUCUCAGCCAACCUGUGCUUUCAGCAAGUGGAAGACGUUAUUCCAGCCAGACGGAUGCCGGGGAAGGAUCCGUGUCAGAAGCAAGCUUGCGCUAUACAGAAGUGCUUACAAGCCAACAACUACAUUGAAGGUCGGUGUGAAGAUGUGAUCCGGGCGAUGAGAAAAUGUUGUGAGGGUCAUACCGGAAAGAAUUCCGUGUGCUGCUCCGGAUUUACACAACAACACAAAACCACAGAGGAUAAAACAGACCGAACACGACUUCUUACAAAAUAAUGUCACUUAUUUAAGACGUGCGUGCUUAUACCUGCACGAUAAGGCCAAAAGUUUGUGGACAUCUGACCGUCACACCCAUAUGUGGUUCUUCUCCAAACUGUUGGAGGUACGCAAUUGUAUAGAACGUCUCUGUAUGCUGUAGUGCGAGCUCCAUGAAGACGCGGUGUGUGAAGGUUGGAAGAAGGUAGAAGAACUCGAGUGUCCUGUACAGAACCCUGACCUCAACCCCACUGACUCAUCACCUUUGGGAUGAACUGGAGUCUCCUGACCUCAACCUCACUAACGCUCUUGCAGCUGAAUGAACACAAAUCCCCACAGCCACGCCCCAAAAUCUAGUGCAAAGCCUUCUCAGAAGUGUGGCGCGCAUUAUAACAGCAAAACACAGGGGGAAGAAAUCUGGAAUGGGAUGUUCAACAAGAACAUAUGGGUGUGAUGGUCAGGGGUGCACAUACUUUUGGCCAUAUAGUGUAUAAACAGUGAUGUGUGGAAGUUUGAUUGCUUCAAAGAAGUCACUUAACAUUGUUCUAAAAAUGUGCCUCAAUGUUGAUUAAAGGAAAAAUGAAAGACAACGUGUAUAACCCUGAGCCUUUAUGACCCGUAUUGUGUGUAAGAGGAAAAAGAAAUUAUGGAGAAAAAUUGUAUAUUUUAGUUAAAAGUAUGGAGCCAAAAACCCCAUUGAGUGAAAGUCAGAAAGUAUCUACGUUUAAACAUCUCAAGUAUUCAUGAGUAAAGGUAUUCUAGACACAA
Messenger RNA from Ictalurus furcatus (blue catfish), 1092 nucleotides. It is a transcript of the gene cmc4, whose product is annotated as C-x(9)-C motif containing 4 homolog (S. cerevisiae). Lineage: Eukaryota; Metazoa; Chordata; Actinopteri; Siluriformes; Ictaluridae. The record is from RefSeq and is a predicted model, not a curated record. The coding region runs from base 127 to 345 and encodes 72 amino acids. The transcript is spliced from 3 exons. Gene Ontology annotation, cellular component: mitochondrial intermembrane space.